AUGGGUAUCUGUGCCUCGUGCCUGGGCGGUAAUCGUCACGAAUCCCCCGAGCCCGAGUCUUCUCGUCUUCUGGAUGAGGAUCCUUAUCAGGCUGGGUAUGGCUACGGAGCGCUCAACCAAGCCCAGCAAGCCAAUCAGCCGGAUCCGGAGUAUGUGAGACGCGAGAGGGAGGCCCUGGAUGCCAUUUGCCAACGAACGUCGGACACCGUCAUCGAUAUCUGGUCCCUACAACCCCAACCGCAUCUCCAACCGCAUGCAACCCUCCAUGUUCCUCGAUCCACGUCAACAUCGCCCACUACAAAUGAUGGAAGUACUCAUCUCAUUGUCACUUCAGAUCAGGCAUCGACAACCAGUCGCCCCAACUCCGGAGGUGCGGUGCCCAAGCACUGGGGUGAGGUCACCUCCGAUGAUAUUGUUUCAUCUUUACCUUCCUUCGAGAGCAGCUCGAGCUCUGUUCCCCUCGUACUCGUCACCCCGAACCUUGCUCACUUACUCGAUCCUACAUCAACAUUCAUUAGCGACUUGAUAAGCAAGAUACUUCAAAAUGAGCCACAAAAACCCGAUACCGUGCAUGCGAUCGCGGCUGUGGUUGACAGGAUUCCGAAUAGUGCCCUGCGGCGGUCCGAGGCCUUAUUAGCCGAUACUAUUGCUGAUAUAGAAGAGUUUGAUGGUGUGUCUAUGUUGAUUGCAGAAGAGGAUCAUGUGCAAUGGAAAGCUACGCCGCCUCGCCGGAUCGGAAGCCCAGCUGGUGACGAACCUAGUUUAACGGUCUCAAUUCGGGAUACAACCUCCGUCCAUGCAGUUGGCCUACGCCUUUCCAACACUGUCUUUCUCAAUGGAAGCGAACGAACCUUCGUGGGCAUGCGCUGGAUUGCCCGGAAAGAUGCAUAUGUCUUGGAUAAGUCUGCAGACCUUGCAAGCUGCGUUGUUACAUCCACACAGGACAGUGUUCGCCCCAAGCUGAUGCUUCCACUAGAGCCGGUCACUCAACGACGAAGGGUGAUAACAGGAAUGGGAAAUAUCCUGCGACAGCUGGCUAAAUCAACGGAAGGGUCUUCGAAUGAGCCAAUGCCUGCAUCCACGGAGCUGGAGAAGGAGCUUCCACGGUACAUUGAAGAACAUAAUAUCGCCGACCGAAGAGUAUCUGUCUGGGCUUUGGUUGAGACACCUGACGUGGAAAUUGCUGAUCCCAAUUCAUCCAUACAAGAUCAACUAACCCAAUCACUGCGUCAAGGGGGUAAAUUACAUCGCGUGAUGAGUGGCGGAGGCGGCUGGGGAAAGAAGCAGGGUCUUCUCUCCCUAGAUCCAGAGAUUGCUUUCUCCGCUAUUGUUCUCCCUGACAAGCCUACCAACCUUGAUCAAGUUUUUGAACCACAGUCUAAUGCAAACGAACCUUUGAAGCUGCCAUCAUUCCUCGAAAAUGGUUUAAUAGGGGAAGAUCUCUCCCAUCUCUCCCAAGUUGCCAAUACAGGGGAUUUCAUUCAAUUUUUUGUGGCGGUAGAACCAAGAUCAGAGCCAGUAUCCAGAGCUCGGGAUCAGACAGGAUUGGCAUACAGCUUUGGCGUAGUGUCCGAUGCUGAAGAGCCACAGGCUCGCGGGGGCCAUGGGGAUGAAAAGCAUCUUGAAAUGGUAGUCGAUACAUUUGGUGCUAUGUCCGAGAAGGCGAUCACCUAUUCUCAGCCGGUGGCCCGAGGCGGCAAGGUGGUCGAAUCCAGCACAAAGUUGGAUAUUCCGGGAUGUCAGGUCACUCUGGGGCCUAAGAGAUUAUAA
Penicillium longicatenatum is the source of this 1770-nucleotide messenger RNA. Its product is annotated as LAMTOR1/MEH1 family protein. Gene Ontology annotation, biological process: regulation of receptor recycling; cellular response to amino acid stimulus; positive regulation of MAPK cascade. Bases 1 to 1770 code for a protein of 589 amino acids. The transcript is spliced from 4 exons. Lineage: Eukaryota; Fungi; Ascomycota; Eurotiomycetes; Eurotiales; Aspergillaceae. Gene Ontology annotation, cellular component: late endosome membrane; Ragulator complex; membrane raft. The record is from RefSeq and is a predicted model, not a curated record.